Setaria italica (foxtail millet) is the source of this 2419-nucleotide messenger RNA. Its product is annotated as 1-aminocyclopropane-1-carboxylate synthase 1. Gene Ontology annotation, molecular function: transaminase activity; pyridoxal phosphate binding. The transcript is spliced from 3 exons. Gene Ontology annotation, biological process: amino acid metabolic process; biosynthetic process. The record is from RefSeq and is a predicted model, not a curated record. NCBI's taxonomy places the organism in Eukaryota, Viridiplantae, Streptophyta, Magnoliopsida, Poales, Poaceae. The coding region runs from base 244 to 1977 and encodes 577 amino acids.
ACCACACUGUUUUGACGAUGGGUAUUUCCCUUGCGAGUUGGCUUCCCCUUCCUCCUUCCCCGGAAAGGACAGCCCACUUCUUUGACAUCCAUGGCGCGGCCCCAGCCAGUUUUAUCCAUGGGCUCAGCCUUCUUCGCGCGUUGCGUUGGGGGAUUAUUCCUGUCGGCAUUCCGAUUAGCCCAGUGAUGUUAACCUUCCGGCCAUUCUCCCUGAACGAGUCCUCGCUAUCUUGAAAAACAUUUAAUGCAGCUUCCUCCCUCGCCCAUUUUGCAUUUGCCAGUGGAUGAAAUUCAGCGCUCCAUCUUUGUCCCUGUCUUCCACCACCUGCUAUAUAAAGAGCUCCGUUGGGACGCACCAAAACCAUCAGCUCCCUCCUCUUCUCUUCUCAGCUCUCUUAGCUCGCAACACAUUCCCUCUCCCUCACUCACUCUCGUGCCCAGCGCGUGCGUGAGUGCGUGGCGCCCCCAGUUUCAAACCUACACAGAAAAGCGCGCGGCGCCAAAGCCAAGUGGCAGGAUGGUGAGCAUGGUCGCCGACGAGAAGGCGCAGCCGCAGCUGCUGUCGAAGAAGGCCGCGUGCAACAGCCAUGGCCAGGACUCGUCCUACUUCCUGGGGUGGGAGGAGUAUGAGAAGAACCCCUACGAUCCCGUGGCCAACCCGGGCGGCAUCAUCCAGAUGGGCCUCGCCGAGAACCAGCUCUCGUUCGACCUGAUCGAGGAGUGGCUGGAGGCCAACCCGGACGCGCUCGGGCUCCGCCGCGGCGGCGCCUCCGUCUUCCGGGAGCUCGCGCUCUUCCAGGACUACCACGGCAUGCCGGCCUUCAAGAAUGCAUUGGCGAGGUUCAUGUCCGAGCAGCGGGGCUACCGGGUGGCCUUCGACCCCAGCAACAUCGUGCUCACCGCCGGCGCCACCUCGGCCAACGAGGCGCUCGUGUUCUGCCUCGCCGACCACGGAGACGCCUUUCUCAUCCCCACGCCAUACUACCCAGGAUUCGACCGCGACCUCAAGUGGCGCACCGGCGCCGAGAUCGUCCCCGUGCACUGCACGAGCGCCAACGGCUUCCGGGUGACGCGCGCCGCGCUGGACGACGCGUACCGCCGCGCCCAGAAGCGGCGGCUGCGCGUCAAGGGCGUGCUCAUCACCAACCCCUCCAACCCGCUGGGCACCACGUCCCCGCGCGCCGACCUCGAGCUGCUCGUCGACUUCGUGGCCGCCAAGGGCAUCCACCUCGUCAGUGACGAGAUUUACUCCGGCACGGCCUUCGCCGAGCCGGGCUUCGUCAGCGUCCUCGAGGUCGUGGCGGCGCGCGCGGACGCGGCGGACGGCCUGUCUGAGCGCGUCCACGUCGUGUACAGCCUGUCCAAGGACCUGGGCCUCCCGGGCUUCCGCGUCGGCGCCAUCUACUCCUCCAACGCCGCCGUCGUCUCCGCCGCCACCAAGAUGUCCAGCUUCGGGCUCGUCUCCUCCCAGACGCAGCACCUCCUCGCCUCCCUCCUCGGCGACCGUGACUUCACCCGCCGGUACAUCGCCGAGAACACGCGGCGGAUCAAGGAGCGCCGGGACCAGCUCGCCGAGGGCCUGCGCGCGAUCGGCAUUGAGUGCCUGGAGAGCAACGCGGGGCUCUUCUGCUGGGUGCGGAUGGGCAGCCUGAUGCGGGCCCAGUCGUUCGAGGGCGAGAUGGAGCUGUGGAAGAAGGUGGUGUUCGAGGUCGGGCUCAACAUCUCCCCGGGCUCCUCCUGCCACUGCCGCGAGCCCGGGUGGUUCCGCGUCUGCUUCGCCAACAUGUCCGCCAAGACCCUCGACGUCGCCCUCCAGCGCCUCGCCGACUUCGCCGAGGCCAACGGCAGCAAGGGCGGCGCCCCCACGCGCCGCGCCCUCGCCGGCGGCCCCGCCAGGACCAUGAGCUGCCCCGUCGUCCGCUUCAGCUGGGCCAACCGCCUCACCCCGGGCUCCGCCGACCGGAAGGCCGAGCGGUAGCCGGCCGGCCGGCGACCGAGCCACCACCACCACCGCCACCGCGCGCUCGAUCAUCAGCUAGUGGAUCGGAGCACUACUGUUCAUAAACCACGGCGGCGCCCACGUACCAUACCACUCGACCGGCGGCGGCGCUGCAGCAUCAUCGUUCGUUAGUAGUAGGCGAUUAGUAGCAGUAAUUAUUCCUUAUUAUUGGGUUCGUGUUAUUCUGUGGGAUUAUUUUUCCUUGAGCACCGAGGUGCCCGAGGGCCACUACACUUCUAGUUCUUGGAGUAUUAGGUAGGAUCAGCGAUCGAUCCAUGCCCAUGCAUCGCAUCGUGUAUUUUUUUACCGGGAGUCCCUCGGGAUGUUCCGGUUUGUAUUGGUUGUAUGUAUGCACGCAGCAGUCACUGUACCAUUAUUACGAAGACGAUUAUAUUCUACUCUCAUAUUUUUGUUCAGUAAA